AUGCUACUCAUCUACAUUGAACUAGCAGUCUGUCGAGGGGGCCGUCGAGGUGGUGGCAGAGGCGGAGGCAGCUCCAGAGGCAGCAGUGGAAGCCGCAGUAUGUCGCGGUAAGUUUUUCCGACUUACCAUGUAGAAAGAUGUGCAUUACUAGAGUUUACAUUACUUUGCGCCUACUGCUAACUUAGCCGUAACAAGUUCUUUUUUUAGUAGCAGAAGUCACACUUAUCAUUCUGGCUCCAGCUUGUAUGCUGGCAGCGUGCCCAACCAAAGCAGUAAUGCUCGUGGAUUUUGGUGGUUCUCUCGAGCUUCAUCCUCGUCACUGUACGAUGGCUACAACUAGUAAGUUAUUUGAAGCCAACUACCAUGUGUCCAUUUUUAGUCAAUGUCUGAAGGCCUACAUUGACAAAGGUUAUUCCUUUGACGACGUGAAGGAGAUGGGAAAAUGUGUGGAGGACAACCACGCUAACACAAGAAUUGCUGCUGUUCUCUUGCUAAUACUAAUCUCCUGUUUUGUCGGAUGCAUCUAUUGUCUUAGUGAAUGCAAAUCGAGGCUACUAAGCACGUUAAUAGAAAAAGAAGCGAAGCUUUACGAAGAGAAGGAGGAGAAGACUGUAAUGCCCGUGUAG
Molecule: messenger RNA, 626 nt
Organism: Bursaphelenchus xylophilus (pine wood nematode)
Lineage: Eukaryota; Metazoa; Nematoda; Chromadorea; Rhabditida; Aphelenchoididae
Source: the annotation of a GenBank genome assembly